AUGAGCUUCAACAGAAACCCCGUCCUAAUCGACGGCGCCGCCACAGGUCUAGGGAAUACACCUCCUCUCGCCGGCCUGCGAGUUCUCGAAUUUGCAGGGUUGGCUCCAGGUCCGUACGCAGGAAUGUUAUGCGCAGACUACGGCGCCCAGGUGCUUCGCAUCGAUCGCGCACAUCCCCAAGCACAUUCAGACGAGGCAACCUCUCAUCCUCCUCCCACACCCGAUCAACUCACCCGACACAAGUCGUCUAUUGCCGUGAAUACCAAAACGCCGCAAGGCAUUGCUCUGAUUAAAGAUUUGGUCAAACAUGUAGAUGUUCUCAUUGAUCCGUUUCGGCCGGGGGUAUUGGAGAAGAUGGGUCUGGAUCCGACAUCUGUGCUGCUGCGAAUUAAUUCUAAACUCAUCGUUGCGCGGAUGACGGGAUUUCGACGAGAUGGUAAAUAUAAAGAUAUGGCUGGUCAUGAUAUCAAUUACAUUGCAGUGUCGGGUGUCCUCUCCAUGCUCGGACCGGCGGGACAGAAACCUUUCCCGCCAACGAAUUUACUGGGAGAUUUUGCUGGAGGGGGCGCAGUGUGUUUUAUGGGGAUCCUGUUGGCUUUGUUGGGGAAAGAGAGGACGGGACAGGGUCAAGUGGUGGAGGCGAAUAUGGUGGAUGGGUCCGCGCAUUUGGCAUCCAUGCCGAGGUUUGGACUCAAGACUCCCAUGUGGAAUGCGCCGAGGGGAACGAACACGCUUGAUGGCGGUGCACCAUACUAUAGCACAUACGAGACCAAGGAUGGGAAAUAUGUGGCCGUGGGGGCUUUAGAGCCGCAAUUCUAUGCUGAGUUGCUGAAGGGGUUGCAGGUGGACGCGAGCAAGUAUAGCUGGGUAAAGAAUCGGCUCGACAAGCAGACAUGGAAUGAUCAGAAGCAUGCAUUUGAGAAACUGUUCAAACAAAAGACGCGAGCCGAGUGGGAGGCUAUCUUCGACGGCACGGAUGCAUGCGUUACGCCUGUCAAGACGCAGCAGGAACUCGAAGCGGAGGGAUUUGACCAGAGGCCGAUUGUUACACUCCAGUCGUCGCCAGGUCUUGCCAUCCAUGAGGCCGAUUCCGAUGACAGAGAUCCUGCGACCGGACAAGGCAUUGGUGUCGAGGAUGGAGGCUGGGCAAGUGCGGGACUUUAUCCUGGUGAAGGCGGGGAAGAUCUGCUCGGAAAGUGGGUGGGCUGGAGUCGGAACCGAGACUACGAUGUCGUGAACGGCGGGCUAGAGCUCAGGCCGGGUUUGAGAUCGAGACUAUGAGGCAUCAAAGACUGUGGCUGCUCGCUGUGUGAUUCUCGAUACCAUCAGUCGUCAGCGUAUCGCAUGCGAACUGAUGGGACGCCGUUGUUCUCCAUGGCAAACAUGAUGACCACCUAACCUCUAGAUGUCAUGCCCACAUUCGCCGGUCGAGACUCGAAUGGCACUCUCGCUUAGGUACCCUUGCUCUUGAAAACCCGAUCCGAAAUUGAUCAGUGAGACAAGGACUACAUCAUCUGGGCAUACUUGCUUCCACGGCUUAUUCCCUCAUAUACAUCUGACUGAAUUAAGGCGUCCGCCCUGUGUGUGCAUGUAGCUUGGCGGCGGCGGCUAUGAGUGCCUACCUGAGGUAGUUUGGCAAUAAUGGCGCACACUCAUGGUCCAUGGAGUCGUGGUCCUCCAGCACUACUAGUUCUAGUUAGCGGCUCUACAAUAUCGCAAGGUAAACUUUAC
Sphaerulina musiva SO2202 is the source of this 1731-nucleotide messenger RNA. RefSeq names its product alpha-methylacyl-CoA racemase. The record is from RefSeq and is a predicted model, not a curated record. The transcript is spliced from 2 exons. The coding region runs from base 1 to 1281 and encodes 426 amino acids. Lineage: Eukaryota; Fungi; Ascomycota; Dothideomycetes; Mycosphaerellales; Mycosphaerellaceae. Gene Ontology annotation, molecular function: catalytic activity.